Necator americanus (New World hookworm) is the source of this 666-nucleotide messenger RNA. RefSeq lists its product as uncharacterized. The record is from RefSeq and is a predicted model, not a curated record. The transcript has 4 exons. The coding region runs from base 1 to 666 and encodes 221 amino acids. Lineage: Eukaryota; Metazoa; Nematoda; Chromadorea; Rhabditida; Ancylostomatidae.
AUGAGAGGUCGUCCCGUCAUCAGCAUCGAUAAUUACACCAUAUACUGCAUCGACGCUGAUGAGAACAAAAAUCGCAGAGGACGAAAACUCCGGAUCGUGAGUGCUCACGCACCUACAGAAACUGCUGAGGACAGCAGUAUGGAAGCCUUCUAUGAUGAACUCAAUGUGUUGAUUCCUAAAAUACCAAGAGAGCAGUCGACUUAUGUGAACAGACGGACCCCAUCAUCGCCUCCACGUUUAAGAGGAAUCAUCGACGCCAUCGGCUCACGUGGCAGGGGUAACCCUUCUAACGCCUUCAGAGCAGCGCAAGCGGAAGAUGGGACUCUUAAACUUCAGCCCGACAACAUUGUGAAGAAGAACUUUCCUCAGUCGGAUACCCGAAAAUUUAGAGCUGUUUGGAACGUUGCUUUCGACUCUGACCACCGUCCAGUUCUUCAAGAUACGGUUCCACAAGAGCAAUCGAGGAGUUCCUCCCCAACUGAAAACCAAGAGGAUAUGCCGGGAGAUGCGCCAGCAUGCCUCGACAAGGCCACGCCCUAUGGAGACCGAGACGACCAUCCUACUAGAUGGUUUCUUUGCUAUAGAAACACAGACAGCGACACAGUUGCAAGGAAAGAAGAAGAUCUAAUAAGAGACCCAGACAACUACGUAGUUGCAAGGAAAUAG